AUGAACACCGCCUCGGACUCUGUGGAGUCGCAUGCCAUCCAGGACGAGAUCAACGAUCUAGAGAAGCGACUGCAAAGUGCGAAAGCACGUCUGAACGGCUCGUCGAUUAGCCAAAAGUCUUCAGCAGAUGUACCAAGAGUACCGGCAAGUGAUGGGCCGUUAAAUGCUUCACCUCAGCACUUCCUACUGCUGCUCUCAGAUUCUGCUCUUCCUCUUGGCUCAUUUGCUUUCAGCAGCGGUCUCGAAUCAUAUGUUGCGCACACGCGUCCAAAAUCCUCAUUUCCCGCGUUUCUCGACCUUUCUCUCAGCUCUUAUGCCUCAAGUACUCUACCAUAUGUCCUCGCCGCGUACAGGAGUCCGGCCGAUCUGGUAGAGCUCGAUGAUAAUCUAGACGCGGCUAUAAUGUGUACAGUUGGUCGCAGGGCGUCUGUGGCGCAAGGACGAGCAUUGUUGUCAAUAUGGGAUCGAUCUUUUGCAACUGCUCUCCCCUCAGGGGUCCCGACUGAAAUAAUAACGACGCUGAAGGAGUUUGCCAUCCUUCUACGGGCGACAUCUUCCGUUGCUUCUAAUGAGUUACCUACUGCAUCGGCUCAUCUGGGCCCUCUGUUCGGCGCGAUCGCGUCCAUCUUAGGAAUAAGCUUGCAGCAAACAGCGUACGUUUUCAUGUUAAGCCAUGUCAAAGGUCUGCUUUCUGCCGCUGUUAGAGCGAGUAUCUUCGGGCCAUAUCACGCGCAGAAAGUGUUGGCUAGCAAGGAGGUUCAAUACGGUAUUAAACGAGCGAUUGACCGAGAGUGGAAUACGAAAACUGAAGACGCAGGCCAGAGCGUACCGGUAAUGGACCUUUGGAUCGGAAGACAUGAGAUGCUAUACUCAAGAAUCUUCAACAGCUGA
Glarea lozoyensis ATCC 20868 is the source of this 891-nucleotide messenger RNA. RefSeq lists its product as uncharacterized. Gene Ontology annotation, molecular function: nickel cation binding. NCBI's taxonomy places the organism in Eukaryota, Fungi, Ascomycota, Leotiomycetes, Helotiales, Helotiaceae. The record is from RefSeq and is a predicted model, not a curated record. Bases 1 to 891 code for a protein of 296 amino acids. The transcript has 2 exons.